AUGGCCGCCGACCGAAGCGGAGGUGACGGCGAUAUUCUGGGACGGCUGGGGGAGCUCAGGGAGUGCCAAGAUCUCUUUGAGUCCGCGAAGCAGAUGCUGAAGACGAAGCAGGAACUCCACGAUGUGUCCAAGGACCUUUGCGCUGGCUGCCCAAACAUGCUCUGGAAAGAGGGCGGCAAAUGGAAAGCCGUGAACCCAGCGGCGGCGGAGAUUCAACGGCUGAAAGAGGAUGUCUCUGCACUUUGCGACAAAGCCUUUACAGGUGGCGCGAAAGAAGCUGAUGCCAAGGGCAUGGCAAUGACCUUCGAGCAUGAUGACUAUCGCCGUCGUUUGCAACGUCUUCUCAGUCCUCGACGGCGUCGGGGGCCGGAAGUCUCGCAGCAAGAUCGAAGCCAGCAGGCGCAGGAAAACCCCGAGCCGCAACAGAGAGAUCCUCCUGCGCCUUGGGAGCCCUCCUCCGACGAUCCGCCGCCCUGGGAUCGUCCGAGUACCCCUGGGACCCAAAAGCAGGCUGAGACGGCGCCGAGCACUGCGCCACUGGAGGGCGCGAGAACAGAAAGCGGACCGGAUGCAGGCCAUGCUGAGAGUGGCAACUGGUGGGAAAAUCGGCGAUGGCAGCACGGCGGAUGGAAAUGGAAAGGAGAAGGGGGUGACGGAAACGCUGCGUGGUCGGAGGAUGCCUGGCAAAGCCACGCUGGCGAAGAGAGCAUGGGCAGCUGGGAAAGACGAAACGAUUCGGACAACUGGCACAGUGAUCCAUGGCAGAACUGGGAAUCCCAUGAUGGACAGCAGAACGACUGGCAGCAGGAUGAGCGAGGAACCAGCUCGAGGGAUCGUCGCGAUAAUGUCUGGAGUGCUGGUGCAUGGGAGAAGCACCGAUGGCAAGGGAAAGAGAGAUGGUGA
This is a messenger RNA of Symbiodinium sp. CCMP2456, 903 nucleotides long. NCBI's taxonomy places the organism in Eukaryota, Dinophyceae, Suessiales, Symbiodiniaceae. The record is from the annotation of a GenBank genome assembly.